Molecule: messenger RNA, 700 nt
Organism: Dentiscutata heterogama
Lineage: Eukaryota; Fungi; Glomeromycota; Glomeromycetes; Diversisporales; Gigasporaceae
Source: the annotation of a GenBank genome assembly
AUGGAAGAGAUGACUGAUUUUUUCAAGAAAACGAGAUCAAAUUGGUCGUUAAUAAACUUUUUACAAUACAGGCGGAAACAAGAAGAUUUUUCAUAUGAUAAAACUAAAGAGCACUCGGAUUACAAAAAAGCAUUAGAAACAUUGAUUGGCUGUGUUGAUUAUACAAAUAAGGCAAAAAAAUGGCUAGAUACUUUUGAAUGGAUUACGCGUUCCUUCGGCGUCCUUGAACUAAGAGCUAGAAUACGUUUGGCCAUUGAGACAAAUGAAAGAUCUUCCAAGAGUGUAAAUAAAUUCUGGAUGACAGUCAACGAAGAACUAAUUGAUAGCAAAAUAAAAAAUGAGGAGAACGAAUAUGAUUUAACUUUGACCACUAAUGUCAAUAAACAAAUGGGAACGUACGUAAAUGCUACCACUUCUCGUCUUACAAAACGAUUUUUAGAGUGUGCGGAAGAAAGCCCUCCAAAACGCGUGCCAAAGGAAGCAAUAAACGAUUCUCCCAAUAAUCCUUUUACUGUAUCUGGAAUACCUGGUGAGAGUAACUUGAAUGACUCUGGAACGCCCGAUGAAAGCAAUUCAGAUAAAUCCUAUCAUCCCAGUUCAGACGAAGCAGAUGAUGAUUCUUAUAUUGAAUCGAAAAAAGGGAAGGCCAAUCAUAGUUAUGAUUGGUUCACUGGACCAGGCAUUAAGAAGUCUGAAUUAA